This is a messenger RNA of Brassicogethes aeneus, 873 nucleotides long. The record is from the annotation of a GenBank genome assembly. Lineage: Eukaryota; Metazoa; Arthropoda; Insecta; Coleoptera; Nitidulidae.
UUUUUCUCUGUGGCGCGAGUUCUGAGACCCUGUAUUUCGUAAUUAUUAUUAUUAAUCGAAAAUUAAAAAUUAAUUACAGAUAUUAGAAAACUACGAUACAGAAACGCUAAAGAAGAUUUACCUAGAUAAAAAUACAGUGUAUAAAAUAGCUCCAAAAUAUAAAAUUCAAUCAAGUUGGCUUCACAACGAAUCCCUAAAAUCAAUGAGCACUCUUGGGAUAGAAAAUGUACAAGAAAUCCUUAAAAUUCUCUCAAUAAUUUUGAAUCUAGGCAAUGUGGAGUUUAAAGAGACCGAUCAAGGUUAUAAAGUCGCUGAAAAUUCAAUAAUCUACUUCCAAAAUGUUUGUAAAUUGUUGGCGUGUAACGAGACUGAGUUGUUCAAUUUGUUCACCAAAAGACUGUUGGCGGCAAAAUCAAAAAGGUGCACCUUUUGCUUCUCGAACUGCGUAACUCUGGAAGAAUGCGAAGAACGGAAGAACACGAUCAUGAGGUUCCUAUACGACGGACUCUUUAACUGGAUCGUGAAAAAAAUCAACGAUAAAACUCGUUCGAAGAUUAAAUGCAGUAAUAUUGGUGAGGACCUUAGACUAAACACCGCGUAGAUAGAGCAAUUCAUUUUUAUUUUCAGGUAUUUUGGAUAUAUACGGUUUUGAAAUAUUCUCAAGCAACACGUUCGAGCAACUCUGUAUAAAUUACGCUAACGAACGAUUGCACGAAUUCUUCGUGAAAAACUACAUUGAAAAAGAGCUUGAAGAUUUUGAAAAUAAGGAAAACUCGCCCACAAUUAAUAAUUACAAGCAAAGAAUAGAAAUACUGGAUGGGCCUGUAUCAAUUUUCGGGAUUUUGAAUGAAGUAUAUAGCUUAUAUACUGCCC